AUGUGCGGCUUCAACUUCGUGGUCUUCCAGUUCAUCACGGCGCACCUCAAGGGCGACCCGCAGUAUGUAGAGCUGUUGCCGGAGCGCAUUCCUACGGCGCAUACAGCCUGCUUUGCUUGCAGCAUCGUCCACCUUAUCGCAAUGCUCAUAUCGCUGGCGUAUCUGCGGGGCUACAUAAAGUUCGACCCGUUCGAGAGGCCAAUGCGAUUCAUCAGGUCGACCGUCGGCCUAAGCCCCGUAUCUGGGCCCAUGAGGUACCGCAAGAUAACCGAAAAUGGAACGGCGCUGCCGGAGAGCUCGAACGACGCAGACACGGAUUGCAGCGAAAGCCACUACUUGCAGUAG
Messenger RNA from Babesia ovata, 345 nucleotides. Its product is annotated as serine threonine kinase. Lineage: Eukaryota; Apicomplexa; Aconoidasida; Piroplasmida; Babesiidae. The record is from RefSeq and is a predicted model, not a curated record. The coding region runs from base 1 to 345 and encodes 114 amino acids. The transcript has a single exon.